This is a messenger RNA of Naegleria lovaniensis, 1119 nucleotides long. RefSeq lists its product as uncharacterized. Gene Ontology annotation, molecular function: fatty-acyl-CoA binding; 2,4-dienoyl-CoA reductase (NADPH) activity. The transcript is spliced from 6 exons. Gene Ontology annotation, biological process: fatty acid catabolic process. Lineage: Eukaryota; Heterolobosea; Eutetramitea; Acrasida; Naegleriidae. The record is from RefSeq and is a predicted model, not a curated record. The coding region runs from base 1 to 1119 and encodes 372 amino acids.
AUGUCUUCUCCAUCAACACAACUCGAGACGGAAUUCAAACAAGCACAACAAUUUGUUCAAAGUGGACCUGCUGAAUCCGAGCCUUCUAACGAACAAAAACUCUUGUUCUAUGCCUACUUUAAGCAAGCGACUGAAGGACCAAACACUGGAAAGAGACCUGGAGCCUUUGAUCUCAUCAAGAGAGCCAAAUACGAUGCAUGGAAAAAGCUCGGAGAAAUGACAAAGGACGAAGCAAUGAAAGGAUACAUUGCAAACCUUGAAAAAUCAUCUCCAAAUGGAAGGAAUUCUUUGCAAACAAAAGUAGUACAACCUGAUCUUCUUCGUGGAAAGGUGGCUGUCGUCACUGGAGGAGGUUCUGGAAUUUGUAAAGUCAUUACCGAAUAUUUGGCAUAUCAUGGAGCCAAUACUGUCAUUAUUUCUCGAACACUUUCCAAGCUCGAACAAGCAGCUAAAGAAAUUAAUCAACUUGCAAACAAUGGUACUGAGUGUUUUCCUGUGAAUGCAGAUGUGAGAGAUUAUAAGGCAUUGUCAGAAGCUUUUGAUAAAGCAUUGAAAAAGUUUGGAAGAAUUGAUAUUUUGAUUAAUGGAAGUGCUGGUAACUUUUUGUGUCCUGCUUCUCAAUUAAGCAGUGGUGGAUUUAAGACUGUGUUGGAAAUUGAUACUGUUGGUACUUUCCAUUCAAGCAAACUUGCCUAUGAUAAAUACAUGAAAAAGCACGGAGGAAACAUUGUGAAUUUGUCCAUGACAUUGCACAAUACUGCCAGUAUCAUGCAAGUGCAUGCUGGUUGUGCAAAAUCUGCUAUUGACACAAUGACCAAGCAUUUGGCUGUAGAAUGGGGAUUGGAUGGUGUUCGUGUUAACAGUAUUCAAAUUGGACCUAUUGAAGGAACUGAAGGUUUCAGCAGACUUCUUCCAAAAGAAGAAUUAGACAAGUACAAGAAAACAAUUCCAUUGCAAAGAUUUGGACAACCUAUUGACAUUGCCCGAAUGGUGUUGUUCCUUGUCAGUGAUGCUGCUAGCUACAUUACUGCUGCAAUUAUUCCUGUGGAAGGAGCUUCUCAAUACACCACCAAUAAUAUUUAUGGAUAUCCAGAAGUGUUGCAAAUGAGCAAGAUGUAA